Messenger RNA from Daucus carota subsp. sativus, 1379 nucleotides. RefSeq names its product cysteine synthase. The record is from RefSeq and is a predicted model, not a curated record. Gene Ontology annotation, cellular component: cytoplasm. Gene Ontology annotation, molecular function: cysteine synthase activity. The transcript is spliced from 10 exons. Bases 124 to 1101 code for a protein of 325 amino acids. Lineage: Eukaryota; Viridiplantae; Streptophyta; Magnoliopsida; Apiales; Apiaceae.
ACAAGAAAGUGUAGCCUAUAAAUCUCCGAUUAAUACACAACUCAACAGUCUGACAAACAACUUUCUUAGUUGCUUUUUACACAAAAUUUCUUGCAUUGCUUAUCUACCUUUUUCUUGCAAAUCAUGGCUCAGGAGAAGAUUGGUAUUGCCAAAGAUGUCACUGAAUUGAUUGGCAAAACCCCAUUAGUGUACCUUAACCAUGUUGUUGAUGGUUGUGUUGGCCGUGUUGCUGCCAAGUUAGAAAUGAUGGAGCCAUGCUCAAGUGUUAAAGACAGGAUUGGAUAUAGUAUGAUUACAGAUGCUGAGGCUAAGGGCCUUAUCACACCAGGAGAGAGCGUCCUGAUUGAGCCUACUAGUGGAAAUACUGGCAUUGGAUUAGCUUUCAUGGCGGCGGCUAAGGGAUACAAGCUUAUAAUUACUAUGCCUGCUUCAAUGAGCCUCGAGAGAAAGAUUAUUCUCCGUGCAUUUGGGGCUGAGUUGAUUUUGACAGAUCCUGCCAAGGGAAUGAAAGGUGCUAUCCAGAAGGCUGAAGAGAUAUUGGCUAAAACACCUAAUGCUUACAUUCUUCAGCAGUUUGAGAACCCUGCAAACCCAAAGAUACAUUAUGAAACCACUGGACCAGAGAUCUGGAAAGGCUCUGAUGGGAAAAUAGACGCCUUUGUAUCUGGAAUUGGUACUGGGGGAACAAUAACAGGUUCCGGAAAGUUCCUUAAAGAGCAAAAACCCGCCAUCAAGCUCUAUGGCGUUGAACCCGUUGAGAGUGCUAUUCUAUCUGGAGGAAAGCCUGGUCCGCAUAAGAUCCAGGGAAUUGGAGCUGGUUUUAUUCCCGGAGUACUGGACGUUGACCUUAUUGAUGAAGUUGUUCAAGUGUCAAGUGAUGAAGCCAUAGAAACUGCAAAGCUUCUCGCUGUAAAAGAAGGAUUGCUGGUGGGAAUAUCAUCCGGUGCUGCAGCUGCAGCUGCUAUUAAAAUUGCAAAGAGGCCAGAAAGUGCAGGAAAAUUGAUUGUCGUAAUUUUCCCGAGCUUUGGAGAGCGAUAUCUGUCCUCAGUGCUGUUUGAAUCUGUGAGACAUGAAGCUGAGAACAUGACUUUCGAAAUUUAAGUCCACAUUUUAGAUUGCAGUGCAAGUCUGCAAGAUGAUAUGGGAUUGGCGCUUCAUGAUAUUGGAUGAAUCGGUUUCGACAAAAAUAAUUAAGAUGCGUUCUGUUUAAGGUUUUUUGUUUUGCGGCAGAGGGAGAUGGUUGGUGCAUAGUUUGCAAGCCUGCAAUUUGUAUAUGACUUGUGUAAAAUUCCAGCUACUCCUAUAUUUCCCUCUUUGCAUGUAUCAAUCUUUCUGAAACUGAGGAUCGUGUCUUCAAUGUUAGCAGUGUUUUUUCUUCC